UGACAAUUUCCAUAAUUUAUUAUUGUAAUUUUCUCACAACAUCCAAAAGCAAUCCUAAUUUGGCCUUCUAGAAGCCUUUAAAUCGAACAUUUCCGUCCUACAUUUACAAAAUUUAACAGUAAAAAUGCAUAUUUGUACGAGAAUGGCGUGAAUAUAUAAUAAUCUGUCAACAAAUUUCUAACCUGCCUCAAAAUGUCAUACCAGUUUUCCUUGACUAAUGGAAAACAAAAGCGAUUUUCCAUUGACGAUGCUUUUGAAGAAGAAACGGACGAAGCUAUAAAAGUGUAUGGAACUGCGGGACCUAGAUCACCUAUAUCUGGUUCUAGAAUUAUGGUCGGCGAUGGGGAUCAUGUAGCUGUUAACAUGGAAAAUGGGAGAAGUUACAAAAUGGCCAAUGACACAUCCAGAGAUAGUGACUCUUUGAUACAGGAUUAUUACGAUUGUCCCAACGAAGAAAACUUCAGUAGAUCAUGUUUCAAGCAUCCAAAAGUUAAAGAAAACUGGAGGAUGGUACUGGCAGCGGCAACUUUACUAAUAAUAGGGAUAGGAUUACUAGCAACAGGUAGUGUUACGUUAGCAGAGCCUAAUUCUGGUUUGCAAGGUUUGGUGUUCUUAUUAGCUGGAUUUAUUUGCUUUUUACCUGGAGCAUAUCACAUUGUGUAUAUAUAUUUGGCUGCUAAGGGGAAACGUGGGUACCACUUUCACAAUUUGCCCUUGUUUACUUAAAAACUAUGAGGUUAAAUUUUGAGUUGUUAAUUCUUGGGAUCUGUUAGCCAUAGCCUAUAUAAACCUAUAUUGAUUAUAAAAAUAGUAAAAGUAACAUUGCUAUGUGCCAUAUAUUUUGCAAGAGAGUAUUUUUAUACGAAAAUAAGAGCUUGAAGCUGAAGGUAAAACGUUACACAUUAUUCAUCAGUGUAUUUUUACAAUAUAUUGCAUUUGCAGAAUUCUACAUUAUAUUUGAAUCAUUAAAAUCAAUUUACAUUUAAUGCAUCUAUGCCUAUGGUUUUAAAUGGGAGAGUAAGACAUUUGUCAUCUGAAAACAUUCCUAACUCUUUGAUAUUGUUACUACCCAGACCUUACAGAAGGAUAGAAAUCAUAUAAUAGCUUAUUUACCAAAUUCAUUGCUGAUUUCCAUCUCUUAAUUUUGUCCUCACUUACUCACAAAUUCUCCCUUUGAAUAUUUUCUGAUAAUUCAUUCCAAUUUGUUCCUGAUUGUUUUUACACAUACAAAUGUUUAAAAUUAACACAUUUACCGGAUUAAAAAAAGAUUUUUCAGUGAUUCAAAUGUGGUGUUUAAGGCCUGAGUAAUUCUAUACCAAGUGAGCAAAAUUGGGUGUUAACAUUUGCUGUAAAAUAUACAGAGUGAGUUUUAUCUAUAGAACGUCUUAAUUAUCUUGGAAGCAGCUUGCACGAUUUUUAAAGAUUUUAGCGAGUAAGGGUCUUGUGACGCGGUUGAUAUUAGGGUGGUAUUUACAUUGUUGUCAGAUCUGCCGUUUUUCUGGAAAUCUAGUGAAUUUUCUUUAUUUCAAAUGAAACACCCUGUAUAUUUUUUAUCUUUUGAAUUCCUUAAGAAAUACUGAUUAUUUUUUAUGUAAUGUUUCCUAUACCUAAAGGCCAUAAUUGUCAUUAAGGAUGAUUGCGAAAUCUCUACUGAUUUACUGACAGUAGAUCUUGUUAUGAGAUUUCGGUUAGGGUAUAAAUUAUUAAAGAUAUUGCUUGUUGACUAUUGUAAUACGUUGCUUGUUGACUUUUUUAUCAAUAUCACCAUAUCGUAUAGUGAUAAGUAAUGUUCACAUUCUCAGUGUUUUUCAUUUCUAAUGAUAACCUUUUCAUUUUUUGAUUUGUACAAGGUGAAGCCUCAGCAUGUAUUUCGUUUAUCUUCAGCAACCUUAGCAUCCUUAUCUUGAGCAUUUAUCUUAGAAUUUUUGGAUUUUAUUAUCUUUUUUACACUCAGUUUUAUUUUUGAGAUACGGUCAUGGUCUGAUGGGACAAGUGUUCCAGGAUUCUGCUUCUUGUUCCAGUAAAAUGAAAUAUAUUGACAAAAUGACACUAGAAGAGGGAAACUCUUUAUUUCCAUAGCCCUCUAAAUCUUGUUAUUUUAACUUCGGCAAAGAUAAUAUAAAUGUAGGAAUAACAGCAGAAAUUGUGGUAGGUAUUUAGGUGUAGGGAAAAUUACAUGAAAAAUAAUGAGUAUGUAUUUGUUAAGUCUGAAAUAAGGGUCUGACAACAAUGUUAAUACCACUAUAAUAUCAGCCACAUAAUAAGACUCUUGCACACCAAAAUCUAUAAAAAUCGUGCAAGCCGUUUCCGAGAUAACUGAGGCAUUCCAUACUUAAGUACUUACUCUGUAUAAAAAAAAGUUUUGCUUGAACAUUUCAUAUGUAAAAAUUCUUGCUUAAUGUUAUGAUUGCGCCAGAACUUUGAAAUUUUCUCAAUAGAAUCAAAAAAAUCCAAUUUGGAUAGGGUAAAAUAGCACCCAGGUUAACUGCAUCAACCUAGACAAACAGGCAUUUCUGUGCAGGGACACCUUAAAUUGAGUUUGAAGUCACUUUUUUUAUAAUGAAGAUCAAGUGCAUGACACUUCAGACAAAUUGAAGAGGACCAAUCCUAAUAUUGCUCACUUGUUUUGGAAUUACCCAUCUUCAUUAUACAGUCGAACCCGCUUAUUGGAAUAACCUUGGCUCCAAGACAAAGUAUUCCUACAAUCGGGUUAUUCUAAUAACCGAUCAUUGCUUGCUAGUAGAAACGUUUCGGGACCUCAAAUUUCUAUUCCUUAAACCGGGAUAUUCCUAUAACAGGUAUUCUAAUAAGCGGGUUCGACUGUAUCUAUAUUUUUCAGUUACCGAUUUUCAUUUGAAGUGAUAUAAUUAUCCCAAAAAUUAACAGAAAGUUUACCUAAUUAUUAAAUCGUUAUAGGGGCAGGUAGAAUUGGUUAUUAAAUUAUUUAUAUAGAGAUUUUUAUAAAUUAGAUCUGAUCGGUCUUAGCCCUAAAAUUUUUUGUUUUUAUAUUGUAUUAAUUAGUACAAUAUGUUCAAUAAAUUUGAUUACAGUAUUGGA
Molecule: messenger RNA, 3057 nt
Organism: Diabrotica virgifera virgifera (western corn rootworm)
Lineage: Eukaryota; Metazoa; Arthropoda; Insecta; Coleoptera; Chrysomelidae
Product: transmembrane protein 134
Exons: 2
Coding region: 193-726 (177 amino acids)
Source: RefSeq, a predicted model, not a curated record